AUGGCGGCGGCGCUGGGGCUGCGGCGGAGCGGUGGCCGCGCCUCAGUCCCGCUGUUGACGUUCCCGCUGCUGAGAGCGGCCCUGGGGCUCCCGGUUUGCAGGUGGAAAUCAUCAGUCAGUUUUCUUACUCGACCAGAUCGACCAAAUCUAGCCUACCGUAAGCUGAAAGGCAGGAAUCCAGGGGUUAUUUUCCUUCCAGGCUUGCAGUCAAAUAUGAAUGGUCAGAAAGCAACUGCCCUUGAAGAUUUCUGCAGCAGUCUAGGUCACGCCUUCGUCAGGUUUGAUUAUACAGGAUGUGGAAGUUCACAGGGGAACUUUGAGGAGUGUACGAUUGGGAAAUGGAGAAAAGAUGUUCUGUCUAUACUGGAUGAACUUACAGAUGGACCACAGAUUCUAGUGGGCUCCAGCUUAGGAGGAUGGCUGAUGCUUCAUGCUGCAAUAGCACGCCCAGAUAAAGUCGCUGCUCUAGUUGGAGUAGCUGUAGCAGCAGACCAUCUUGUGACAGCUUUUAAGAGGCUUCCCAUUGAGGUACAGAAAGAAAUAGAAGAGAAAGGUGUAUGGAAGUUUCCAACAAAGCAUAACGAGGAAGGAUAUUACUCCUUGACCUACGACUUCAUUAAAGAAGCAGAAAAUCACUGUCUGCUCAAUAGCCCUAUCCCUAUAAUGUGUCCCAUCCGUCUUAUUCACGGCAUGAAGGAUGGGGACGUCCCUUGGCAGAUCUCUAUGCAGGUUGCUGAUCGUGUUCUGAGCAAAGAUGUGGAUGUCAUCCUCCGCAAAGCCGGCCAACAUCGAAUGAGUGAGAAGGAGGACACAAAACUUCUUGUGAAUACCGUUGAUGAUUUAAUUGACAAGUUGGCAACGCUAACAUAAUCUGCAGAGUAGCACGAAUAGAUGAAGCCUACACCUGACUCUCUUCCAUCAGUAGCAGAAACCCUGUUCUCACUGAGAUUAUUCUAGUGGCGUGACUAUCACAGUAGGAACAGAGCUCUAUCUGCUGUUUCCUUACCUCUGUUUUGUAAAUAUAGAUAUAUAUUUUUUUUAAUGCUGCAUUUGCACAGAUAGACCAAAAUGUAAGGAAGUGCUGCUGCUGGGUAUAGAACCUCUGCUUUACCUCUUAAAUCUUUUUUUUCACGAGCUUCCUACCCUUUUGUACUGAAAUGCUCAUUCAGUUUUGUUACUGUUGACCUUGUACAGUACAAUUUCCCAUGUUUUUGAUGCUGUUUCAGUACAGUUGUUUUCCUAUAAUGUUGUAUUUCAUCCCUCUGUGCAAGGCAAUGCACGAUUUAAGUGUUUACUGAAUUUGCUGAUAUUAGAAAUAGUGAACAAUAUGAAGUAAACAGACUCUUCAUCACU
Messenger RNA from Centrocercus urophasianus (Greater sage-grouse), 1353 nucleotides. RefSeq names its product abhydrolase domain containing 10, depalmitoylase (gene ABHD10). The record is from RefSeq and is a predicted model, not a curated record. Lineage: Eukaryota; Metazoa; Chordata; Aves; Galliformes; Phasianidae. The transcript has 5 exons. Gene Ontology annotation, cellular component: mitochondrion. Gene Ontology annotation, biological process: protein depalmitoylation. Bases 1 to 870 code for a protein of 289 amino acids. Gene Ontology annotation, molecular function: hydrolase activity, hydrolyzing O-glycosyl compounds; palmitoyl-(protein) hydrolase activity.